Messenger RNA from Drosophila innubila, 2414 nucleotides. RefSeq lists its product as uncharacterized. Bases 22 to 2382 code for a protein of 786 amino acids. Gene Ontology annotation, molecular function: protein binding. Gene Ontology annotation, biological process: cell differentiation; multicellular organism development. NCBI's taxonomy places the organism in Eukaryota, Metazoa, Arthropoda, Insecta, Diptera, Drosophilidae. The record is from RefSeq and is a predicted model, not a curated record. The transcript is spliced from 5 exons.
GUUUCAGAGCACAACAAGAACAUGAGUUGGACUGGAAGACAAGUGAAGCUCGGCUUUUGGCUGUUGGCGCUUCUAAAUGUUGCUAUGGGAUUGGAUCAUGAGACAAUGCUCUGUUCCAAUGAUAAUACGCCCAUGUGUGCGCGCAGUGGAAAGGAGUAUUUGUUAUUUAAAAACGAAUGCGAUUUGAGGAAGGCUCAACGUGAGAAUCUGAUGAAUGGACCGUUGUUCGAUGUAGCCCUGCAAAACUGUGUGCCAAGCUGUGAAUUUGAGUGCAAUGACAGAUUCCAGCCCAUUUGCGGUGUCAGUGUGCUCACUGGCGAGCGAAAGAACUUCAGGAAUCGCUGUGAAAUGGCACGAACCGCGUGCUACUCGAAGUCCGACUGGCUGCUGUACAAAUGGGGCGUGUGUCCGUCUAACAAGGGUCAAGCCAAGCUGCCUGCGCACACUGUGCUCGUGGGUCAGCGCAAGCGAGGUCAACCUGUACCCUGUACGAAAGUGUAUCGUCCUGUUUGUGCCAGCUACGCGGGCGUCAAGUCCACCUUCGCCAACGAGUGUCUGGUCAAUGCCGAGAACAUUAGGACUGGAAGGAACUGGCGUGUCGUCUCCGAGGGUUUGUGUGGCGAGGACAGCAUUAAAAUGAAGCACAGUCGCAAAUACAAGCCAAAGUAUAACAAGCCCAAGGUGGACAUGGAGCGCAGCAAGCGCAGUCAUAAGCAGCUCAAUCAGCUGGACGACUUUGAGCUGUCGGCGGAUGCAGUGGAGAUCUUUGCACCCUCCACAUUUCACACGCAGUUCAUCAGCAAUUCGGGCACCAUGGAGAAGAGCUACUCGCUGCCCGCCCGGCGACCAGACAUGGCCGCGACAUCCAAGCACCGCAAUGAACAGCUGGACAGACUGGUCACACUGGACACACAGGAGACACCGAAGAGUGGAAAAGCCUGCGUGUUCAGUAAUGAACCUGUCUGUGGCAGCUUCAAUGGCGAGAGUCGCACGUUCCCCAAUGUGUGUGCCUUGAUGGAGUACAGUCAGGCUGUGGGCAAUGCCUGGACCAUUUUACACGACGGCACUUGUCGACGCUGCGAUAAGCCCUGUCCCACUGUCUAUAGUCCGAUUUGCGCGAAUCGCAAUGGCAUUAACUAUACCAUCAUCAAUGAUUGCUACCUGGAACGAGUGCGCUGCAAGGAUCCCAACAGCGACUGGAAGAUCGCACACAAAGGCGAGUGCGCACAUCUCAACGAGGAAGUGUCCCAGAGCAUUCUUAAACCCACUCAGAAACCCUUGUCUCGCAUUCCUUCCAUGCUCUAUACAGAUAAGAAGCGAGAGAACACAGAAUCCACCACUCAAAAGUCAAGAGCAAGAACUCCUCUGCCAAGUCCCGUAAAGGCAACUUCAAUUCCACGUCGGCUAAUAAAAAAACUCCGACGUCCCACGCCAACACCAAAGGAUUUGAGUAAUCGCAAGAUACGCAAAAUUGAGUCUGUGGGUUUUGACAGUUACGAUCCAAAUAUGGCAAGCUGGGAUCCACAACCCAAGCAGUGGGCUACAAAAGAUAACUGGCUGAUGCGACAAAAUCUAGACGAUGUCAAAAACAAGUUCAACAAGAAGCCCAACUCGAAGAAGGAAAAGUAUCCACAUUUCAGUUGGCCAAUAACAGCGACUGCAUCCACACAGCUGCACUUUACAACAGCUGCAUCCACAACAACUGCAUCCACAACAACUGCAUCCACAACAACAGCAUCCACAACAACUGCAUCCACAACAGCUGCAUCCACUUCAGCAACCAUAAACACGCUUGAUGGCAUAGACAAAUCAGAGUUAUACAAUAUUAUCUUGAAAUCUGAUGAAAAAACCUUUGACAAAGCUGAGACUGACUCCGAAGCUUUCUUUGAGGUGGAAACAAGAACAAAAGUAGCUGAAACUAACGAGACAGAUUCCACUAUCCGAUCCACAACUUCCUUAGCUACCACAUCAACUGUUCCUGCAGACACCACAACGUCAAUGGCCUUAACAACUACCACUUUAACUACACCCACAACCACAGAUGUGGUAGAAGAAACCACAACAAUGUUAACCACCACAACGCAGCCAGAAGAGUCUACUCUCAGUGUGAGCACUAUAAUUGAUGAAGGAGCAACAAAAGUUGCUGAUCAAAGCACAACACAGGAAACAGUAGAAACAACAACAGCAGAGAGUGCAACCACAACAACAACACCAACAACAACAACAACAAUUGCAAGCGAUAUGUCUACAAUAUCUAACCUGGACUAUAUGGUAGAUGAGAUGAGGAAUCAGGACGAACAAUCCUCAAUUUACGGUCUCGAUAAGAAUUCGUUGAUCAUGCGAUUGCUGCGUGCAAGAAGCAGUAAAAACAUGAUACUUUAAUUUCUCUGUUGAAUAUUAUUUAUUUUUUUAUA